AUGCACAUAGACAUCCCUGGUGAAGGAGGUCAGGGCAAGGGCGACAAAUCCCAAUCGGGUGGUACUUGGUCACGACACCACCGACCACCCAACCCAACUUCUGACUCAUACUUUCCAUCUUCAGCUUCGGGUCAUCCUUCAAAGACGCCCAAAGCGAGCAGCGUCUACGGCCACAGUCGAGGCACAAGUGCUUCUGGAAAUGCAUCUCACGCAACAGCGCCUCCUGCUACGACGCCCAGCAAGGGCGUCGGUCAUAGCAUGUCUCUGAGCUUGUCAUCAGUCAAAGGUGGCCAGGACCCUCAGCCCAGCUCUGCUCAUCCUCAGCAUGGAAUGCCCCACGACUUUGCUCCGUACGAAGGUCAUUUCAGCCACGGACCUCCAAGUCCGAGCACAUUGACGGACAUUAUCUUGGGCUUACACAGCACCUUGUAUGGAGGCAAGCGAUCCGCAGACGAGGUCCGACAGAUGGUUCAGCACUACUACGAGUACGAUGCAUUAUUCGAAUCGCCGCUCUUGGCUGCCGUGGGCAGAGAGCAGAUUGCCAACCAAUUCAUCAUGGCUUUUGCCCUGCCAGGAAUGGACGUCACGAGCGAGUUGAGAGACGUCAUCUGCUCCGACUUCGAAUUCGACGGAACUCGUGCUGGUAUCAUCGACCAGACUAUCAGCGUCACCUUUUUGCCAAGUUUGUUCGGCUCGGCACCUCCCAAGUCGACAGCUCGCACCCCAGCUCCUGGUGCCACCAGUCAUGCUGCACACAGCUCCUUGACGCCGCAUCCCUUCCUUAAUUACGCAAGCGGAAGCUCUGCCUAUCCUGCGCCCAACAACGACGGAAGCAGCUCGGUCUUCAGCCGCUUCGGAUUUGGAGGUGGAGGAGCAGCGAAGAGUGGCCCGCACUCACCAGUAACACCUUACAGCCUGUGGGGCUCUUCGAGGCCACACACUCCUGGACCAGGGCACAGUAUCCGUCCAAUGUCUUCUGGCCCCGGAUCCUCGGCUCCUCACAGUGCUCAUCCUUGGCAUGCGCGCGCAAGCACUCCUCCCAGCGUCAAUGGAGACUACGACGAGGAUGAACAGUACAGCUAUGGCGAUGCAGAAGGCGAUGGUGUGACCACCGUCAUGCACCGCCCCACCCAGCCUGCAGUCGUACCACACUGGUCUCACGAAGGGCUGGGAAGGUCUACCGUGAGCAGCUUCGUCUGGGGUCUCUUCCACCCUCGUCAAGUGUUGCGUCAUCUGUGCACGAUUCAAUUGCGUCUCAUGAGCCGUUUAGAGUUCAAUGACGCCGGACGAAUCGUCAGACACGAAGAUACUUGGGGCUUACGUGAGGCCAUCGAAGGCACUAUUCCGUUUGUGGGCCUCUUCUAUGCCAUAGAACGACGAGUGGUCGGUUAUCUCUGCUCCUGGGCCAUCGGCAAAGGCGUACGCCUUUCCGACUCGAUCACAAAAGCUCUCUUGCUCGGAGGUCAUCACGAACGCAAACCUUCGUCCGCGUCUCAUCAUUACCUGCUACCUUCGGCCGGGCACACUUUCACCGGCCAUCCGCAUUAUCACACUAUCAGUCGAUCUCGCGCAACUUCGCCUACGCGCUACAGGUUCAUGUCGUCUGGCAGUACGCCAGGGUCACAUACUGUGACCGGCACGAGAUCUCGCGCGAGAAGUCUCGUGGGCUCGCAUGGCAGUGCAUACCCGUCUCGAGCGCCCAGUCACGACAAUCUGGCAGCAUGGGGCCAAAUGCACGGUGUGCCUGGUGUGAGCUCGGCUACUGGAGAGUAUCCGCCUGAUAGCGGUGCACGGUACCGGGACAGAGCAGCCAGGAGGCUCGAAGGCGGGCGGGCCAGCUCCACCACGAGCGCUCCAGCGGGAGAUCUGCCCAAUAGCCACUCCUUGGCCGCUGGAACGACGACAGACUCUAGUGGUGCUUUCUUGACAGACAAGCACGGCUCUGUUUCGGGCGCGCACACACUCGACAGCAUCUUUCAACCACCGCCCGCUCCUGACCGCGACGAGCAUUGA
Molecule: messenger RNA, 2013 nt
Organism: Ceraceosorus guamensis
Lineage: Eukaryota; Fungi; Basidiomycota; Exobasidiomycetes; Ceraceosorales; Ceraceosoraceae
Exons: 4
Coding region: 1-2013 (670 amino acids)
Source: RefSeq, a predicted model, not a curated record